Molecule: messenger RNA, 5755 nt
Organism: Ylistrum balloti
Lineage: Eukaryota; Metazoa; Mollusca; Bivalvia; Pectinida; Pectinidae
Product: DNA-directed RNA polymerase I subunit RPA1-like
Exons: 33
Coding region: 1-5142 (1713 amino acids)
Biological process (GO): DNA-templated transcription
Cellular component (GO): RNA polymerase I complex
Molecular function (GO): DNA-directed RNA polymerase activity; DNA binding
Source: RefSeq, a predicted model, not a curated record
AUGGAUACAGAAAUUGCUGUUCAAAGGCUAGAGAGCCUGGAUUUCCGCUUCUACUUGGAGUCUGAGAUUCAGAACCUUAGUGUAAAAGAAAUAACCAAUACUCAGACAUUCGACUCACUGGCCCAUCCAUGUUCUGGUGGACUCUAUGAUGCAGCUCUUGGACCAACAGAUAGAGAUGAUGUGUGUGGAACAUGUGGACAAAACUUUGUCCACUGCCCUGGACAUAUGGGUCACAUAGUACUACCCCUUCCUGUCUACAAUCCUGUCUACUUCUCUACUCUCUAUCAGAUACUUCGUGGCUCCUGCUUCAGCUGCCAUCGUCUGGCAGUCUCAACUCUGUCCACAAUUGCAUUUGUGAAGAAGAUGGACCUUCUAAAUCAUGGCCUUCUGGCAGCUGCUGGAGAGCUGGAGGAUUUUAUAGCCAACCAGACAGAGGAAUUUGGAAAAAAUACUGCUGCUCUGGAAGUGAUCACUAAAAAUAUAGAAAGGAAAGUGGAAAUGUGGUUGGCAGAAACUGGAAAACUUGAAGAAUGUGCUUCUGUGAAAAAUGUUGAAGCAUUCAAAAACUCGGAAAUCACAAAUUUUAUUCGUGGCAAGUUGAUGACGAUAUCAAUUGCCUGUCCUCAUUGUUCAAACAAGAAAAGGCCAAUUAAACAAGAAAACAAUGUUAAAUUUCUACUGGCGGGGAAAAGACUUGAAAAAGUGAGAAAUGCAAUAACGAAGAAUUCCACUGGAAAUUCUAAGUCUAAAAAUGAUGACGAGAAUAGCUUGAUGGAAAUGCCAGAAAUACAGACAACACAACUGGAGGAGGAGGAGGGAGAUGACCAGACCAUGGUUUCAUUUGAUAAUGUAGAGCAGACAUACAUAUCUCCCAGCCAAGCCCGUGAUCAUCUACGACUGUUGUGGAAACAGGACAGAGUCAUCCUCAAGUAUCUUUUUCAUUCUUUGGCCAAGGCUGCAGAUGACUCACCUGAUAUUUUCUUCCUACAAAUCAUCCCAGUGCCCCCAUCAAGAUUUCGGCCGGUCUCUAUGAUGAAUGGAAGGAAGUUUGAAAAUCCUCAGACUGCCAACCUGUGCAAUCUGUUAGUGGAUGCUUCUCAUAUGAGGCAGCUGUUGGGAGUUCUCGAUAAAAAGAAGGAUAAACAGGAUGGCUCUGUUGAGGAAGAACUCACCAAAGGUGUGUUAUCUCUGAUUAGUGGGAACACACUGAUGGAGAAAUUACAAAGCUGUUGGAUCCAGAUGCAGAACCAUGCCAACUCAGUCUUGGAUUGUGACCUUGACAAACUGGCCAAGGACAAAUUUCCAGGGGUUAAACAGCUGUUAGAAAAAAAAGAAGGCUUGUUCAGAAAAAACAUGAUGGGAAAGCGAGUGAAUUAUGCUGCCAGAUCAGUUAUCUCCCCUGAUCCCUGUAUCAACACAAAUGAAAUUGGCAUUCCUGAGGUUUUCGCAAAGAAGUUGACCUAUGCUCAGCCUGUCACACCGUGGAAUAUCCAAGAGCUGCGUCAGAUGGUCAUCAAUGGACCCGACGUCCAUCCUGGGGCUUGUUUUGUCAUGAAUGAAGAUGGAUUCAAGACUAUGCUAAGUGCCAAGGACAAAACUCAGAGAGAAGCUGUUGCUAAGCAACUCCUCACUCCUGGAGCAAACCCUCUAGCUUAUAGAGAGUGUAAGAAGGUAUAUCGUCACUUAAAGAAUGGAGAUGUGAUGCUGCUAAAUCGCCAGCCCACUCUACACAGACCUAGUAUACAGGCUCAUAAGGCACGAGUGUUACCUGGAGAGAAAACCCUGAGAUUGCACUACGCCAACUGUAAGGCUUACAAUGCAGACUUUGAUGGAGAUGAGAUGAAUGCUCAUUUUCCACAAAAUGAAUUGGCGAGAGCAGAGGCUUACACAAUAGCCAGUACAGAUUUCCAAUAUCUGGUACCUAAAGAUGGCACACCAUUGGCUGGACUUAUACAGGACCACAUGGUGUCAGGUGUCAAUCUAACUCUCCGUGGACGUUUCUUCACCAGACAAGAGUAUUGCCAGUUGGUGUUCUCGGCCCUGGUAGACAGGAAAGGCCCAGUAAAGACCUUACCACCCUCAAUUAUUAAACCCUGCCAAUUGUGGUCUGGGAAACAGGUUCUCUCAACCAUUAUUUUGAACACUAUACCAGCUGGUAAGGCAGCCCUCAACAUCACAGGGAAAUCAAAGAUUUCAGAAAAGAGUUGGUUGACAUCCAACACCAAUGUAGACCUACCCAAAGAGAUAAUGGAGGAGAUGGGAGAGAGUUGGGUGAUUAUCAGAGGCGGAGAGCUCCUCUGUGGUGUACUGGAUAAGGGUCACUACGGACCUACCUGUUAUGGACUUGUACACUGCUGUUACGAGUUAUAUGGUGGGGCUAUAGCUGGAAAGCUGUUGACCUAUUUUGGACGUUUGUUCACCAACUUCCUGCAGAUGAUUCGAGGUUUCACACUUGGAGUGGAAGAUAUCCUAGUCACAGCACCUGCUGACCAGAAGAGACACCAGACUAUUAUAGAAUCAACACAAUGUGGGGAUGACUCUGCUAAAGAGGCCCUGACCCUGGACAAGGAGGCUGAUACAGCGACCUUAUUGAAGGCAAUGAAGAAAGCCCACUUUAACUCUGAUGAUGUUGGGCUACAGAUGCUGGACCACAGCACAAAGACGAGGACGGAUGAGGUUCAGAACGCCAUUGUUAAAGCAUGUAUGCCAAAAGGAUUAGAAAAAUUAUUCCCUAAAAAUAAUCUACAGCUGAUGGUGCAGUCAGGAGCAAAAGGAUCUUCGGUAAACUGCAUGCAGAUAUCUUGCCUGCUUGGUCAGAUAGAGUUGGAAGGGCGUCGCCCCAGACCCAUGCUUAGUGGAAAGACACUACCGUCAUUCAUGGCAUACGACACCUCACCACGUGCAGGAGGGUUUGUGUCGGGACGUUUCCUCACUGGUAUACGACCUCAGGAGUACUUCUUCCAUUGCAUGGCCGGACGAGAGGGUCUUAUUGACACAGCUGUGAAGACAAGUCGCAGUGGCUACCUACAGCGGUGUCUUGUUAAACACUUAGAAGGAGUGUUUGUUAACUAUGAUCUGACCGUCAGGGACAGCGAUGGCAGCAUUAUCCAGUUCUAUUAUGGUGAGGAUGGACUGGACAUCUCAAAGACUGGAUUCAUUACUGCCAAGAUGUACCCUUUUCUCCUGGAUAACAAGUCAGUGUGGACAACUCACAAUGAUAACCAGAGUCAAACCAGUGAUAAAGGAGUACGCAAAUGGACCAAGAAGAUUCUGAAAUGGAGGAAACAUGCCAAAAAGAAAAGUACAACAUGUGGGAGAAAUUCGGGAUUUCUGAACUUUUGCAAGAAGUCUGAUUUACCUGGAUCACAUGACAAACGUUUGGAGAAAAAUGGGCGUACUGUUGGGGCAUGCCUCGCGUGCAGUGAAUGGAGAGCUCUUGAUGAUAAGGCAAAACAAAAAUAUACCAAGUACACUGGGCGAUGUCCUGACCCAGCUACAGCCGUCUACUUCCCCUACCAACAAGGUGGUGUCUACCCAGAAAAGUUUGAGUCCAUAGUCAAGGAUUUUUCCAUCAAUGAAUUGAAAAAGACAGUAAAGGAUGAAUCAGUGGGGCCGGCACAAUUUAACACAUUGAUGAAACAAAAGCUGAUGAAAUCCCUGGUAGAACCUGGGGAGUCUGUAGGGGCCCUGUGUGCUCAGUCGAUUGGAGAGCCUUCUACACAGAUGACAUUGAAUACUUUUCAUUUUGCUGGGCGAGGUGAGAUGAAUGUGACUUUGGGAAUUCCUCGUCUACGUGAGAUACUCAUGGUAGCCAGUGCCAAUAUAAAGACCCCUAGUAUGGAUAUUCCUGUGUACCCUAAUCCUCAGGCACGACAGACCGCCAAGACAAUACAGCUACUUUUCAACAAGGUCACCCUAGCGGAGGUGCUUGAAGAUAUCAACAUAACAGAAUAUACAGUUAUCAAAGGAAAAUCGCUGAGUGGGAGACAACGAGUGUUUGAGAUUCGUUUUAAGUUCCUGCCGUACAGACUGUAUAGAGAACGCCUCGGAGUUACUCCAGCCUCCAUUCUUGCCUUCAUAGAGAAAACUUACAUCAAAAGGAUCAUUCUUCUCAUUAAGAGGAAGAUAAGUGAGGGUACUAGAAAAAGCAGGAUUUUGACAUCAGGACGAUUACUGAAGAGAAACGUUCCAGAUGAGGACACAGAAGAGAGCUCUAAGGUAGAUGCUACUGUUGAUCAGGGAGACUCCGAUAUGGAGGACAUGACUGGAGAUGGUAACGCUGUGGCCGACAAGGAAAAGAAACGACACGACGAAGAGAAAGAAUACGAUGAAGAUAUGAAUGAAGAGGAUGCUAAGCCUGAAGAAUUGGAAGAGCAGGUCACCAUGGACGAGGAUAGUGAUGAAGAGACAAGCUUCGCUGUUCAGGAUGACAUGGAAACUCGGGAAGAGGACAGCCAAACAACAGAUAAAACAACAGCAGCCAUUAGGAUAAGUAAUGUCUUAAAGUCAUCUAAUGUUGCGGAGUACAAAUUUGAUCAGAAAAAGCAGGAAUGGUGUCAAGUUAAACUCCAGUUUGGUAUACAGAACAGUAAAGUGGAUGUUUCUUCUCUGCUGGAGACUGAUGCUAAAACAGUCAUAGUACACCAGAUUCCAGGCAUCAACAAGUGUUACUUAACAGAGCAGAAAGGAGCAGAACGACGGGAGCUCCACCUUAAGACAGACGGCAUAAACAUACAGGAAAUAUACAAGUAUGCAGACAUAUUGGACAUCUCUCAGCUCUACACCAAUGAUAUCCAUGCCAUGGCCGCUACAUAUGGAAUUGAGGCUGCUUCCAGGGUCAUUGUCAAGGAAAUUCAGAAUGUGUUUGGUGCCUAUGGAAUAGAGGUAGACUAUCGUCACCUCUGUCUUCUGGCUGACUACAUGACGUUUGAAGGCUCCUACAAACCAUUCAACAGGAAAGCUAUGGAGACCAGCAGCUCGCCCUUACAGAAGAUGUCAUUUGAGACUACAAUGCAUUUCCUUGUGAAGGCCAGUAUCCAUGGCAACAAGGACAGUCUCAGAAACCCGUCAUCCCAGUUGGUUGCUGGAAGACUUGUGUCCUGUGGCACUGGGACGUUUGAAAUCUUACAACCCUUCUGCUAAGUGCUAGACCUCCACUACAGAAGCUGUGAAGAUUUGUGUUCAAUUAAAUUGUUAAGUUUGAGUAGUGUAUAUAACAUCAUAAUGAUAAGUGAACUGUUAAGUUUGAAUAUAUUGUCUUUCAGCUGGAGCUGUGUUCGAAAAAAAAUGUUCCACUUCAGGAACUUAAGUUUAAUAAUUGAAUUUUUCGCCUAUUUAAGAGGGGAAAUAAUUAUUUCUUAUUUAACUGAUUGGUGUCUCCUUUUGACCAAGGAGCCUGUUUUUACCAUUUUGGGUUGUUCGCAUGCUAAAAUAAAGGGAUACAUAUCUUCAUCCCCUUUCAGUGUUGGAGUUAACUUUGUUUAAUUCUUUGAAUACCAUUUAAAUAAUCAAUAUGCCUAGCUGUUGAAUAACUGACUAAAGAUUCCUUGGUUCCUUGAACUGCUAGAUUCACAACUUUCCAGAGACCCAUAAUAAGUAGAGGAAUUAAAGCUAUUGGAUUGGUUUAGAAUUUUUACAAACUUGAAUCUUUCGAUUAUUUUUCAGCUAUGCAAGCUGUGCUAUUCUUUAACAACUCUUGUGAUACAUGUAAUAUUUUCAACACUUUUUCAAAUUAAAGGAAACAUUGAGGUAAAUU